UCAACAAAGGCCGCCUUGCUUGCAACCAGUCAAUCAAAGGCGGAGCGAGGCAAACAGCGAAUGGGAGGCCUUGUUUGGGCGGGGCUUUCCGCACUCGGCCAAUGAGUGUGUGAAGGAGGCGGGGUUUCUUGGGUGUGCUUCAUCAGAGCCUUCCUCUCUUUCUGUCCGCAGAUUGCAUCGCGUCAAUCAAAGCCUCAAAGCGAGGCCUCCUUCUUUGCAUCGUGUCAAUCAAAGCCUCAAAGCGGUAGACAGCCAAUGGGUGGCCGCUAAUGGGCGGGGCUUCUCGGACUCAGCCAAUGGGAGGGCGAAGAAGGAGUGCUUCUUGUCUUUCCCUCCGCCAUUGUUUUUCUGAGGCGGGAAGGCGGCGGUUGAAGUCGAGAGAGAGGCAUCCUCAGAGGUUGUGAGGAAUAUAUCUCCAUGUUCCAGAAGCAUUCUCUCCUGACGUUUCGCCCACAUCUAUGGCAGGCAUCCUCAGAGGUUGUGAGGAAUAUAUCUCCAUGUUCCAGAAGUAUUCUCUCCUGACGUUUCGCCCACAUCUAUGGCAGGCAUCCUCAGAGGUUGUGAGGAAUAUAUGUUCAUGUUCCAGAAGUAUUCUCUCCUGACGUUUCGCCCACAUCUAUGGCAGGCAUCCUCAGAGGUUGUGAGGAAUAGAUCUCCAUGUUCCAGAAGCAUUCUCUCCUGAUGUUUCGCCCACAUCUGUGGCAGGCAUCCUCAGAGGUUGUGAGGAAUAUAUGUUCAUGUUCCAGUAGUAUUCUCUCCUGACGUUUCGCCCACAUCUAUGGCAGGCAUCCUCAGAGGUUGUGAGGAAUAUAUCUCCAUGUUCCAGAAGCAUUCUCUCCUGACGUUUUGCCCACAUCUAUGGCAAGGCAUCCUCAGAGGUUGUGAGGAAUAUAUCUCCAUGUUCCAGAAGCAUUCUCUCCUGACGUUUUGCCCACAUCUAUGGCAAGGCAUCCUCAGAGGUUGUGAAGAAUAUAUCUCCAUGUUCCAGAAGUAUUCUCUCCUGACGUUUUGCCCACAUCUAUGGCAGGCAUCCUCAGAGGUUGUGAGGAAUAUAUCUCCAUGUUCCAGAAGCAUUCUCUCCUGACGUUUUGCCCACAUCUAUGGCAGGCCUCCUCAGAAGUUGUGAGGCAUGGAUAAACUAGGCAAGGAAGUAAGAUGACAGUUCUAUCUAACCACCUCUGGCAUGAUGAGAAUCAAACCAGCUUCUAGUGGAGAAAUUGAGGAAUUUGGAAACCAAAGUGCAGUAAGGAAACGGGUCUAAAAGCAAAAUCAGAAAGGGAAAACGAAGAGUCAAGUGUCAAUAUUGCAAUUCUAUGUAUAUAACGCUGUCAGCAUGGAGGAGAAAGCAUAUAAAUGUAUUCUGAAGACAUACCAAAGAAUUCACACUGGGGAGAAACCCUAUACAUGCCUGGAGUGUGGGCAGAGCUUUACUGAGAGGGGAUGUUUAUGUUUACAUCAAAGAAGUCACAUUGGGGUAAAACCCUAUAAAUGCUUGGAGUGUGGACAGAGCUUCACUCAGAUUGCAAAUCUACGUUCACAUCAAAGGACUCACACUGGGGAGAAACCUUACAAAUGCCUGGAGUGUGGCGAGACCUUCACUCAGAGUGGAGUUUUGCGUUCACAUCAAAGAACUCACACUGGAGAGAAACCCUAUAAGUGCCUGGAGUGUGGACAAAGCUUUACUGUGCUUGGGCGACUACGUUCACAUCAAAGGACUCAUACUGGGGAGAAACCUUUUACAUGCCUGGAGUGUGGACAGAGCUUCACUCAGCGUGCAAAUCUACGUUUACAUCGAAGGACUCACACUGGGGAGAAACCCUACACAUGCCUGGAGUGUGGACAGAGCUUCACUGUGAGUGGACUACUACGUUCACAUCAAAGGACCCACACUGGGGAAAAACCCUAUACAUGCCUGGAGUGUGGACAGAGCUUCUCUCAGAGUGGAAAUCUACGUUCACAUCAAAGGACUCACACUGGGGAAAAACCCUAUACGUGCCUGGAGUGUGGACAGAGCUUCACUCAGAGUGCAAAUCUACGUUCACAUCAAAGGACUCACACUGGGGAGAAGCCUUAUAAAUGCCUGGAGUGUGGGAAGAGCUUCACUCAGAGUGCAAAUCUAUGUUCACAUCAAAGGACCCACACUGGGGAGAAGCCCUAUACAUGCCUGGAGUGUGGGAAGAGCUUUACUGUGAUGGGAUAUCUACGUUCUCAUCAAAGGACUCACACUGGGGAGAAACCCUACACAUGCCCAGAGUGUGGGCAGAGCUUUACUCAGAAGGGACAUCUACGUUCACAUCAGAGGACUCACACUGGGGAGAAAUCUUAUAAAUGCUUGGAGUGUGGACAGAGCUUCACACAUAGUUCAGGUCUACGUUCACAUCAAAGAACUCACACUGGGGAGAAACCCUAUUCAUGCCUGGAGUGUGGACAGAGCUUCACUCAUAGUUCUGAUCUAAAUAAACAUCAGAGGACUCACACUGGGGAGAAACCGUAUAUAUGCCUGGAGUGUGGACAGAGCUUCACUCAGAGUGGAAGUCUGCAUUCACAUCAAAGAACUCACACUGGGGAGAAACCCUAUAAAUGCCUGGAGUGUGGACAGAGCUUCACUCGGAGUGGAAGUCUACGUUCACAUCAGAGGAUUCACACUGGAGAGGAAGCCUAUAUAUGCAUGGAAGGAAAUAGUUAAGUUUAUCUUUACAAUGACACCAGAGUUUUGUUUCUUAAUAAUGCUGGAUGAUCAUCUAGAAAAAGUGUAAGGUUACUAAAAUAUGUAAUAACACGAUGUAACAAAAUUUGGGGGGGAAAAAUCUGUUCCUGGUAUGAAUGUAUUAUUUCCUGUUUAAUUAUUAGUUGUUAUUUACAGUAUUUAUAUUCCACCAAAGACUGGGCGCAGUUAUUUCCAAUAGGGUAUAAAUAAAAUGUAUUUAUUAUUA
Molecule: messenger RNA, 2933 nt
Organism: Anolis carolinensis (green anole)
Lineage: Eukaryota; Metazoa; Chordata; Lepidosauria; Squamata; Anolidae
Product: zinc finger protein 420-like
Exons: 4
Coding region: 1334-2686 (450 amino acids)
Biological process (GO): regulation of transcription by RNA polymerase II
Molecular function (GO): DNA-binding transcription factor activity, RNA polymerase II-specific; RNA polymerase II cis-regulatory region sequence-specific DNA binding
Source: RefSeq, a predicted model, not a curated record